GCGAGGGUCCGGCCCCGGAGGCCCGCGCCAUGGGCUGCAUCGGCUCCCGGACCGUGGGGAAUGAGGUGAUUGCAGUGGAUUGGAAGGGCCUGAAGGAUGUCGAUCAAAUCAACAUGGACAGCACCAGCUCCCUGCACGGAAGCAGCCUCCACCGGCCAUCCACGGAGCAAACCCGAACUGAUUUCUCCUGGGAUGGCAUCAAUCUCUCCAUGGAGGACACCACUUCCAUUCUUCCGAAGCUUAAGAGAAACUCUAACGCCUAUGGCAUUGGGGCCCUGGCCAAGUCAUCAUUCUCAGGGAUUUCGAGAAGCAUGAAGGACCACGUGACGAAGCCCACGGCCAUGGGGCAGGGCCGGGUGGCCCACAUGAUUGAGUGGCAGGGCUGGGGGAAGGCGCCCGUCAUUCAGCCACAGCACAGCCAUGAGGCCGUGCGCAGGGACGCCGAUGCCUACUCUGACCUCAGCGAUGGCGAGAAGGAGGCGCGUUUCCUUGCAGGUGUCAUGGAGCAGUUUGCCAUUUCUGAGGCCACGCUCAUGGCCUGGUCUUCUAUGGAUGGUGAGGACAUGAGCGUCAACUCUGCCCAGGAGCCAUUGGGUUGCAACUACAGUGACAACUACCAAGAGUUGAUGGAGAGUCAAGAUGCCCUCACUCAAGCCCCCAUGGAUGGAUGGCCUCACUCCUAUGUGUCCCAGGGCAUGUACUGUCUGGGGUCAUCGGACGCCUGGGAAGCAAGCGACCAGUCCCUCAUUGCCUCUCCGGCCACAGGAUCCUAUCUUGGCCCUGCAUUUGAUGACUCGCAGCCAAGCUUGCAUGACAUGGGGCCUUCCCAACCAGCUUCGGGAUUCUCCGCUCAGGAGCCUCCACCUUUGCUUGGGGGAGACACUGACUGGGCUCCAGGGGUGGGCGGGGUGGACCUGGCAAGGGGCCCUGCGGAGGAGGAGAAGAGGCCACUGGCCCCCGAGGAGGAAGAGGAUGCGGGAUGCCGGGACCUGGAGUCACUUUCCCCUCGAGAAGACCCUGAGAUGUCCACUGCUCUCAGCCGGAAGGUGUCUGACGUCACAUCCUCAGGGGUGCAGUCCUUUGACGAGGAGGAGGGUGAGGCCAACAACUAGCUUCUUCCCACUCUACACCCUACCUUCCCUCCCACCUGAGGGGCAUGGCUGCAACAGUACCCUCCCUUCCCCCAGCAGUACAGCCAAAACCUGGGCAGGAGACUGCGAGGAGCCCAGGAGCAGCCAGUCCUCGCCAGGAAAACGCAGGGCUGGGACGGGAUUCUAUCCAGGCUUGUGCUGUAGAAACCACAGGUCCGGGGACCGAGGCCCAGGCAACCAGAUGGCCGUGAACUUGGCCUGACUGCAGGCUUCUGGGUCUGAUGAUAAAGCUCCAGUUUGCAUCCUGGGGACAGAAGCCAUCGACAAGAUCUGUUUUUCACACCCUGACUUCGUCUUCCAGGAGCCUGGACUGUGGCUGUCUGAAUGCCUCCUUUCUCAUGUCUCUCUUGCGUUUUCUGACUCUGUUUUCUCUGGCUGUGGGCCCAGCUUGACCCUACUGUGAAGAACAGACCUCAGGGCUGCUGCACGUGGCUCGAUGAGCGUAGAGGAAGCCACGUCUCCUUAGAGGGUGGAGAGUCUGCCCUCCGUGGCUAGCUUGGCUUCUGAGAUCAGGAGUCACAGGGAGGUGGACAUCGCAACUGGGUGCAUAGUCAGGAUUCUUUAUAUAAAGCCUACCCAGAGACCGGAGAGGCACCGAUGGGACCAACAACAAACAUGGCCACCUGUUCUGGGGUCUUGACUAUCCCGUGACUGAAAGGUGGGUCCCAAGGGUCUGGGAAAGGACCCAGUGGGCUGGCUGCUCCAGCUCUUGCUUCCUUUGUCUGCCUUCUUCCAUCCCUUGCUCUAGGAGCCCUGCCCAGAGGGGGGGACACCUAAGGCAGGUGUCCUGCCAGGCGGGGAAGCAUGAGGGCCGUGCCUCCCUCCAUCCACCCCCGUCUUCUCUGGAGCUGUUUACACUUUUCUCUUUGCCUUUU
Molecule: messenger RNA, 2026 nt
Organism: Molossus molossus (Pallas's mastiff bat)
Lineage: Eukaryota; Metazoa; Chordata; Mammalia; Chiroptera; Molossidae
Gene: FAM131B
Product: family with sequence similarity 131 member B
Exons: 7
Coding region: 30-1112 (360 amino acids)
Source: RefSeq, a predicted model, not a curated record